Alnus glutinosa is the source of this 1264-nucleotide messenger RNA. RefSeq lists its product as uncharacterized. The transcript has 7 exons. The record is from RefSeq and is a predicted model, not a curated record. The coding region runs from base 216 to 1121 and encodes 301 amino acids. NCBI's taxonomy places the organism in Eukaryota, Viridiplantae, Streptophyta, Magnoliopsida, Fagales, Betulaceae.
ACGUAGCAAAACAUAACCAGAGAGAGAGAGAGAGCGCAUAUUGUCCGUAUGAUCAGUAUUUUGGUGUCUCACCAAAAGAUUAAAUUUUGGUGAAAAUUCUCUAUAAAUAUCAAAUUGGCUGUGUUUAUAGCAGGUCUAACAAAUUUUGUUCCCCAACUGUUUGUUGAAAGUCCCUGUUUUCUUCGAAUCCUGGAGACUCUUUGGUAGUGGCGAAAAUGAAGUCUCUGCUUUUCGUCGUAGUGUCUGUGCUGCUCGUCUCAGCAUGGAUACCAGUCUCUCGUUGUUCCAAGAAACCCGUGAUGGGAGCCAGAAAGGAAGAUAUUCCGUACAUCAAAUGCCAGGUCUGUGAGAAGCUCGCAGCUCAGCUGUACCACCAGGUUCAGAAGAAGCAAGCUGAGAUCUCUCCCAAGAAGAUCUCAGAGUAUCAAAUAAUUGAGAUGGCGGAGAAUGUUUGUAAUCUGAAGAAAGCUGAAGCGGAUUGGAUUUUACGGAUAGAUAUUGUGGAACAACGGGAUAAGUUAGAGCUGGUGGAACAAGACUCUGAAGGACAAUGCAAUUCAGAGUGUAAGACAAUUGAGCGGGCUUGCCAAGAAGUCAUGGGGUAUUCUGAUACUGAUGUUGCUGAAUUUCUAUAUAAAUCCAAGCCUGAUAUUGAUUCACUGGUUAGCUUUCUAUGUAACGACCUUACUAAAGCAUGCAGUACCAAGCCACCUCCAGUUCCCAAGGAUAGGACCCCUGGAGAACUUUUUGAGCCCAAAUCAGCUAAAGAGGCUGAAAUGGAAAAGAUAAUGAAAUCUAUGGAGGGUAUGCCAGGAGCACCCGGCAUGAAAAUGUACUCCAGAGACGAUUUGAUGAACAUGAAAAAUUUCGGCAAUGAAGGUGAUGACGAUGAAGACGAUGACGAUGACGAGGCACAAUUCCCCUCCAAAUUGGGAGAAGUUCUGAGGAAGAAAGAAAGUACGAAGGGCGAUUGGAGACAGAAGUUCACCGAAGGGAUCACAAAUGUGAGGGACUCGCUAAAGAAACACGCAUACAAAGUCUCCAACCGGGUAAGGCAGUGGUGGAGAAGAAAGAAAGCAGCAGGUUCAAAGAAUUUGAAGGCCAGCAAGUCAGAUCUUUAGCUCCCCCACUAAUCACAAACGUUACAGGAGAAGUGAGGAUCUGCUUGUUUUCGUUCGUUGUAUCAAAUAUCUUUUGUUAGGCAAUACAAAACACAAAUUUUGAUAGUAGGAAUUUGAGUACAAUAAAAGCUUAUCUUCUGGAA